Molecule: messenger RNA, 2086 nt
Organism: Drosophila melanogaster (fruit fly)
Lineage: Eukaryota; Metazoa; Arthropoda; Insecta; Diptera; Drosophilidae
Gene: Frmd5
Product: FERM domain containing
Exons: 8
Coding region: 213-1931 (572 amino acids)
Biological process (GO): animal organ morphogenesis; neuron differentiation
Cellular component (GO): cell periphery; rhabdomere; adherens junction
Molecular function (GO): cytoskeletal protein binding
Source: RefSeq, marked reviewed
CACCCCUAACGUGAACCACUAAAGGACGGCAAAGGACACGGCCAAAGCCGAAAUAUUUGGAUAUCUAAAAUAACGAAUAGAAUGCCAAGCAUUCGGAAUUUGGCUCUAAAAUAAGCUGGCGCAAUCAAAAAUCGCCCAAUUCAUUUAGUGACUUUUGUUUCGAGUGAAAGUUGCCGUGAAAGUGUCGCAGUCAACACAAUCCAAUCCACAAAAUGUUCAGGAGCAAAAAUGAGGGGAACAUUGUGUACAAAUGCACUGUGCGACUCCUCGAUGACUCCGAUGUCCUAGAGUGUGAAUUUCAGCCCUUCCAUAAGGGAAUAUACCUAUUGGAGUACUUGUGCGGUGAGUUGGAGAUCAAGGAGAAGGAUUACUUCGGUUUGCGAUAUGUUGACUCCUCCAAACAGAGGCACUGGCUCGACCUGUCCAAAUCAAUUAUUAAGCAAUGCAAAGAAAUGGAUCCACUAUUGUUUUCGCUGAGAGUAAAGUUCUACCCUGCGGAUCCAUUUCGACUGACCGGAAAUGCACGGAUUAUGCUCUAUCAGCAGUUAAAGAGGGACCUUCGACAUGGUCGCUUGUACUGCUCCUUGGGCGAGGCGGCUGCACUGGGCGCUCUAAUAGUUCAAGAGGAGCUGGGCGACUAUAACGAAGACGUGCAUGUGGGCAGUUACGUAUCUUCCAUAGAAUUAGCACUGCGGCAGACGGAGUGUCUGGAGAAGAAGAUAAUCGAGCUGCAUAAGAAGCGAGAGCCCGGACAGAAUCUCUCCCUGGCCAUGGAUGAGUUCCUGGGCAUAGCUCGCGGCCUGGAGACCUACGGCAUAGAUCCGCAUCCGGUCAAGGAUCACCGCGGAUCGCAGCAGUACGUCGGCAUAAAUAAUACGGGCAUUAGCACAUUUGUGGCCGGCAAAAGAUCUCAACAUUUUCGCUGGAACGAAAUACACAAAAUCAAUUUCGAGGGCAAAAUGUUUAUAGCGCAUCUCAGCUAUACGGACGCUAGUCGUGAACCAAAAAAACAUACUGUUGGCUUCAAGUGUCCAACUGGCGCAGCUUGUCGAUACUUGUGGCGAUGUGCCAUUGAACAAAUGCUGUUCUUUACAUUACCCAAUAGCCAAAGUGCAGCUGUGAUUUCGGGCGGAGGCUUCUUCUCCUGGGGCACCAAAUUCCGAUACACCGGAAGAACUGAGCGUGAAAUUUUGACUGAAAACAUAAAUGCGUUGCGGGAACAAAAGAAUAACUCGAACUCGAGCAAGCGAAAGGCGAGCAGUGUGCCAGCCACGCCGUCCAGUCCACAAGGGGAUUUAGCACAAAUAAGAUAUAGCAGCUUGCCGAGAUCCACGAUGUCGGAGCCUUUGGGCUACGGCAUGCCAAAUGGCCAUUUCUAUGGGCACGACCAUGGGAUGAGCGAUGCAAAUGGGGGCAUCCAAAUCUCCAGCCUGGAGCCAGUCUGCGAGGAGGCACGCCUGCGAUCGUCGAACAUAGAUGGGGUCAACUAUUUGGCCAGCCAGAUCGGUGGCUAUGCCUAUCGGGACUCCGUCGAGCAUUCUUCCACUGAGAGCGGCCUGACCGUAAAUGGUUACGAUCAUCCGAGGAAACACAAUGAGGCCAGACAGCACGGCUCCUACUCGCCCAAUCUGUACUACGGACAAUCGGAUGGCGCCGUGAACUCCAGUUCGCCAGCCGAUAGCUUCCUGCACGCGGAUCCAUCCACGCGAAAGGUUAAGAAGUUCCGCAAAUUCCACCUACUGCACGCCUUCGUUCCGUCCGUGAUUUUUGUUGCUUUCGCGAUGGCCGGAACGGCUGUGUUCAUCAUGGAAUCCGAAUCGGAGGCCUUCGAGCAGCUGCGCAACUCACCCGAAAUGCUUUGUCUGCGCUAUCAGUACUAUCAGCCACUGAAGGAGUUCGUUCUGGAGAAGUUGGGUCGAAGUGGGAAGUAGGAGCUUCUACCUAUGGAAGAUCCACCUAACUAACUAUGGUCCCAGUUACUCCAGCUGCAUCGGGUAUUUUAAUAGUGUACUUAAGGCAAUUCUUUAAUAUUUAUGCUAUAAUGAUUCCAUAUUAAAACCAAAGCCUGAAAUUUAAUUUUAACAUU